UGGUUUUUCUGGCAGAUUGCGAACAAUACGAAAGAGAGUCGAGUGGCGUUAGUUUUCAACGGACGAGAUGGGUCCUGUGCCCGAGCCGAUCGUGAUUGAAGGAGAGCCGAUACGACACAUAUCUGUUGGGCAGAUUGCGCGUUUUGACUUAUCCGCCCCAGGAUGUGAUAGGGAAGACCUGGAAAUUACUGUCACCGGACCAGCCAAGCAGCCAGUUGCAUUCAGACUCAUUAGUGCUGAGGAUGUGGAAAAUGCAGACGCUUCCGGCUCCACUGUCUUCGGGAUUGCCGGCAACUUUCGCGUCGAAUUCUCAGGUCUGGAAGUUGGAACCUACCUUGUUGAUGUAGUCAUGCUCGCAACCGCUGCCGCAAAGCAUGGAGUCAGUACUCCGCCAGCGGGUGGAUAUCGGGCUGUGGGUUCACCAUUCCUCGCCAAGGUGUAUGAUGCGUCUCUGAUCCGAGUGUCAGAUCCUCCAAAUGGCGUCGUGGGAUCUCCGUGUCAAUUCCGUGUUGACGCCAGUCAAGCGGGCGAGGGGCAAUUGGAAAUCUCCAUUUGUGACGGUGAAGUUCCGAAUCAUGUUCAGGUCCUUGGAGGUGGACGAUGCCUGGUUAGCUUCAUUCCUGAGAAGGCCAUGGAACAUAAUAUCGACAUCAAGUUCAACGGAGAUACUGUACCAGGCUUUGAUGAAGCCGCGUCGUUCAUGAUCCAUGUUGAUGGGACAACCCCAGCGGAGCUUGGGGUUUCCGUUCGUGCGCCAUCCAUGUCGACACUUCCGGUGAAAGUGAGCGGAACUACCAGGACGGGCUUCCGGGCGGAAUUCGUGCCAAAAGAAGUUGGCGCUCACACUGUUUUAGUGGAAUACAAUGGUACUGCGGUAGCUGGCACUCCGUUCACUGCAAAGGUUUACGAUUCUAAGAGAGUGUACGUAAGUCCGUUGCCGCGUGGUGCGAUCGGUAAAGCCUUACAAUUCACUGUGGAUGCUGGACAAGCUGGAGAAGGGAACCUUGAAAUCACCAUCAGCGCGGGUGGCAGGAACAUUCCGACGCAGGUGCACCCCCAAGGAAAUGCGCGAUUCGCCGUGUCUUUUGUGCCCCUGGAAGCCUGUGAUCAUGUCAUCACGAUUUCCUUCAACAAAGAGGACGUUUCUGGGUCUCCAUUUAUUGCGCAUGUUGCUGCGGAUCCCAAUCGUUUGCUCGUUAGUGGACAAGGACUGGCUUCGGCGGCUGUCGGAAAACCCGCGUAUUUCACUAUUUCCAACGUGACUGCUGGUACUGUGGAGGACAUUGAGGUCAACGUUGAAGGACCAACUGGAUCCAGCGUUCCUGCCCAGUUGACGCGAACCGGAGAUGGGAGCAGCUUUCUGGUUGAAUAUGCACCCCGGGUUGCUGGGGAACACCGAGUGCACGUGUUGUACGCUAAGGAAGCCGUACCUGGGUCACCGUUUUCUUGCAAGGUCUACGACGUGACCCAGAUCAAGGUCAGGGAGUCAACCCGUGGCGUUGUUGGUCGUCCGGUGACCUUCCUCGUUGAGACGAGCCAGGCGGGACCAGGGAACUUGGAAGUGACUGUGAACCAGGGUCAAGUACCGACAUCAGCGCAAAGCCAGGGUCAUCACACGUACGCCAUCAGUUUCACACCGAAAGAGCCCAAGACUCAUGUCGUUGAAUUGAAGUUCAACGGCGAGGACGUUCCCGGGAGUCCGUUUCAGUGUGCAGUUUUGGACGCGAGUCGGGUUACUGCUUCCGGCGACGGACUGGAUAAAGUGCCCGUCGGACAGCCAGCUACUUUUUACAUACAUUCACAAGAAUCUGGUGGUGAUUUGGUGGUGGUCGUGACUGGCCCAAGUCGCGGUAUCCUUCCUCAUGUUCUAACCCCGAUUGGCGGCGAAGGUGGGGCCAAGUUCACCGUGUCCUACUCACCGGAAGAGGUUGGCGAUCAUGCCGUGGACAUCCGUUAUGCCGAGCUACCGAUUCCGGGUUCACCAUUCCUCGUGAAGGCUUACGACGCAGGAAAGAUCAAUGUUACGGACAUCGGAUCCGGCGUAGUCGGGAAACCCGUGUAUUUCAAUAUUGACGCGAGCCACGCGGGUGCCGGAAAUUUGGAAAUCAUUGUUAGUGUGAACGGCAGGAACGUGCCAAAUUAUGUGCAGAGUGAAGGAAAUGCCAAAUUCAGGGUGAACUUCAAACCCCAGGAACCCGCUGUGCAUCUUCUGAGUGUGCGGUUCAAUGGCGAAUCUGUGCCAGUGGAAGGACGGCGAAUAACGAGUUCCAGCUCGUGCCGUGAUUUAGAUCGUUUUGAAAUUAAUUCCAUUAAAAUUGUGUUUCAAAAGAAAUUUUUGACUGGCCUCAUUGGGUUGGACGGGCUUGACUUCGUUGAUGAUGCGGUCCUCGAUAACAAGGACAACGAUGUUGACGGGCGAAAGAAGAAUGAGGGCGAACGUGGUUCCCCGUUUAGCUGCCGAGUGACGGACUCCAGUCUGGUCUUGGUGACCGGCGAGGGACUCAAGAUGGCUUCAGUGGCUCGCAUGGCCCAGUUCUCCAUCGACCCCCGAGGCACGGACAUCGCGGGUUGCGCCGUCGUCAUCACGUCACCCACCAACUUGUCGCUGCCGGUGACGCUAGAACACAUGCCCACUGGCCUAUUGCGAGCCUCGUUCCAGCCGGACGAGGUUGGGCCGCAUCAGGUGUCACUCACCAUGGCUGGUGGCGAACAUCUGGGUGCGAGUCCGUAUACUUGCAACGUGUACGACGUUAAUAAGGUCCGAGUAACGGGUUUGGAGAAUUCCAAGGUGGGAAGGCCGGUCACUUUCACGGUGGACGCGUCGGAAGCGGGUGAAGGGACCCUGGAAUUGGUCGUGACGACUGCCAAGACUUCAGUGAAGGCAGAAGUUGUGGCUCGAUCCCGCGGCUUGUAUGACGUUACUUUUAUUCCUCAGGAACCGAUCCCUCACUUCGUCAAUAUUACGUUCAACGAGGAGGAAGUUGCCGGGAACCCAUUCAAAUGCCAGGUGCGUGACUUGGACGCGAAAGAGAUGAAGCACCUGAAGCGCACAGAGUCGAAAAUGGUGUCCGUAGCAGGGGACGGUUUGCGUGAGGUCGUCGUUGGUGCACCGAGUCGAUUCCAGAUUGACACCAAGGGAAUGGACGGGGAUGUGGAUGUGCGUGUAACGGGCCCUGACGAAGAAUCCAUUCCAUGCCGGGUUCUGAGGGCGCAGAACGGAUCCAGUGGGCUCUACAGGGCCGAGUAUAGGCCGGAGGUUGCCGGACUCUACAAGAUUCAGGUUUUCCACCGGAAUCAGAUCGUGUCGAAGCAGCCGUUCCUCGUGGAGGCGGCGGAUCCGGCCCGAGUGAAACUCUUGCCGCCGCAAAGUGACGAAAACGAAGACAACGAGGACGAUUCUCGCGGCAAUGAAGACGACGACCCCGUGACGCACAAGCGUCACGGCCGCCGCCGGCCCACGGGCUCAGCCGCCACUGUCGGCCGAGACGUGUCGUUCCGCGUGGACGCGUCCAAGGCGGGUCGCGGAAGCCUCACAGUGUCCAUUAAAGCCGCUGGUCAAGAGGUGAAGCAUUCCUUGCGAGACCUCGGCUGGGGCUGUUACGACGUGGUUUUCACGCCGAGCGUCGCCGUGCCGCAUCGAGUGACGGUCAAGUAUAACGGAGUCGCCGUGCCGCCGAUUGCCGGCGCCACGAGUUGCAGCAUGGAGAUUGACGUGAAGAACCCGUAUGCUGGGAAGGUUGUGACGGCGUCGGGGCUUGGCUUGCAUCAGAGCCGCGUCGGGAAGCCGACAACGUUCGUUAUUGAGACCCUUCGCUCCAGCCUCUGUUACCAACAAAAGGAUGGAAACUUGUUGGCCGAGUUCAACGCCGUCACAGCCGGAGCCCACAAGAUUGACGUGACGAAUCACAACGUGCCGAUACACGGCUCACCGUUUACUUGCCAGGUCUUCGACGCAGCCAAAGUGCGGAUCGAAGAACUCACGUCCUCCUCGUCUCCAGUGGACGCCCAAAAUAAGCCGAACAAGCCCACGACCCCCGGCGUCUUUUCCGUCAAUGAUCGGAUCGCGUUUCGAAUCGACCGUCGUCGCGCCGGCAUCGCGGAACUCAAUGUGACUGUGAGCUCCCCGGUUGGCAAACAUUUGCCCGUGGAAGUGAAGCCGUUGCCGGAUGGACGCGGGGAAUUGAUUGAGUUUGCGCCGCCGGCCGCCGGGAAAUACAAGAUCGCCGUCACGUAUGGAGACGACGAAGUCCCGGGGUCGCCGGUCACGUUUAGUGUCGAGGACGGUGCUGGGUGGGCGAGGGCCUUUGGCGAAGGGUUGGCGCGGGGAAGAGUCGGCUCUGUGUGCGGAUUUAAAAUCGAUGCUCGUGGAUUAAUCGGAGAGCCCCAUGUGGUCGUGGACGGGCCAGACAGCGUUGCCAAGUCCCGCGUGGACGCAGUCAAAGAGGAUGCGGAUCCGGAUGGUGCUACCCACGUUGCCACUUACACCCCGCAGGAAGUUGGGGUCUUUGAUGUAACGGUGCAGUGGAAUGGCAAAGAACUGCCGGGUUCUCCGUUCCAUCCGAAAAUUGUGGACCCGAAGAAGGUUCGCGUGAUUGGUGGGUGGGAAUCGUUCUCCGAGUCCCAGCCGGGUACUGACGCCCCCAAGGUCGUCAAAUUGGUGGUGAAUGAGGAGAUCAGAAUCCCGUUCGACGUUUCUGAUGCUGGACCAGGAAAGCUGAGGGCGGACAUCAAAUACAGGAAAAAGUCGUCAGGUCAAAGGGAGCAGUUGAUUCCCGUGGAAAACGUUCGCGUGGAACAGCAGUCGUCUCCGUCGCGCUAUCGCCUCUGCUUCACUCCGACGCGGGAAGGCGAACACCUGCUCUACCUGUUCUGGGCCGAUUUCCCCAUCCCCAACAGUCCGGUGUUUGCGUAUGCCGACGACCUGGGGAAAACGCCGCAGGUUGGCUCGAAAAAGGACGCCGCCGGCGCCGCCGCCUCCUCCGCCGUCGUGCUCCGUGGACAUGGUUUGGCGAACGCGCGAUGCGGAGAGCAGGCGGAAUUUGUCAUUGACGGCUCUUCCGUUGGCACCGGCACGCCCGAAGUUAGUUUGACUGGGAUCAAGACGGAUAUCCGGGUGCAGUUGCAGCAGUUGGGGCCGGAUGGCGGCGAAGAAGACGAGGCUAGGCGGAAGGGGCUGGUGUGGAGGGCGACUUACACGCCUUCUGUGUGCGGGGCGUAUUUGCUGAAUGUGACCUGGAGUGGAAGGCAGGUGAAAGGAUGUCCGCUGAAGGUCAACGUUAUGGCUAUGACUGAUGCUAACAAGGUUCUCGUGACGGGAGAAGGAAUCAAGGGCGGCGUCGUGGGACGCGACGUGCGCUCGUUGAUCGAUACCCGCCGAGCCGGACCCGGGGAACUCACUGCUCACUGCGCAGGUCCCAACAAAGUGGCCUACUGCGAACUUUACGAUCACGGCGAUGGCACGUUCCUGCUUAACGUAAAACCCCAGGAGGCUGGGAAACACAGUCUGACCAUCAAGUAUGGCGGAGAACACGUGCCCGGGUCGCCGUUUGUGCUCAAGAUUUCCGGCGCUCCGGACCCGUCCAAAGUUCGCGUCUUUGGGCCAGGAGUUGAGCCCGGGGUGCUUGCGAAUUUCCAGAGCCGAUUUGUGUGUGACACGAGAGGCGCUGGUGCCGGGCAAUUAACUGUCAGAAUUCGAGGACCGAAAGCUGCAUUCCGAGUAGAAAUGCAACGCGACGGCCAAAAGGACAGGUGCAUUUCCUGCCGUUACAGCCCGACGGAACCUGGAGACUAUCGCGUGGAAGUGAAGUGGUCAGGCGAUCACGUGCCAGGGUCACCCUUCAUGGUGAUGAUUUUCGACACGGAAGAAGAGUUGCGACGGUUUAUUCGACACGGGAGGGCAGAUGACCCGGCCAGCCCGGCUUCGGCCAUGAUGGGAAUGGGUAAAAUGAGUCGGGCCCAGUCCCCAGGGGUCAUGCUUCAGGCUGGCAUGAUGCCUCGUGGAGGUCCUGCAUUUGCUGGUACGAACCGCCGGGAUCAGAGUACUACGGGAGCGGCUACGCAACUUACGGGCCGGUGUCGCCGAGCUCUUGGCGUGGCUCCCAGCCGCACUUAUGACUCGGGCAAAAGCAUCGCGACGAACUACACCACCAGCUGCAGUAUCACUUUAGGGGGCCGAAAGAUGGGAAAGGGUUCGGGUUCCUGUCAUCGUCGUCUUCAACCUUCUCGUCGCCGCACCGCCGCCUUCGCUCGGCCUCGCCGUCGCCGCCUGUUCAUCACGUCUACUUGCCCAGCGAGGACGACGGCGAGCGCAGCGAUCGUGGUCAAGGCUGUUGCGGGUCUUGCGUUUGACGAGGAAGAAGAAAACGACGACGAUCUGCGAACCAUCGCAAACGAAAACUAAAACAAAUUUUGCCGAAUUUUGCCAAAACAAGCCGUAUACGUAUGCCUACGAAUUUUAAUUUCAUCCGACGGAUCUGAAAACUGAACUCUUUUGGUACAUUUUGGGCUAACUUUUGGUGGUGUUGAUCCCAGCAACGCGUUUAUUGGGAAGUUUAUUUUUAAACGCAACUGACGAGGGAGACGAAAAACGUGUUGCUGUAGUCGCGGUGCUUGCAAAAGGAAAAAAAUGUGUGAGUGAAGACGAAGAAGAUACGGUGGGAAGGUCAAAAAACGUGGAAGGAUCCGUGGAAUAUCAUGUCGGAACGUGUAAAGCCGGAAUCGAUUUUUUGGUUUGCGUGAUGGAGAAAGAAAGUUUUCCGAAGCCCAAGUGUCAUGAGUUUCGCGCAUUCCGAUUUGUAAAGUUUUUGUGGUUGUUGUUUAUUGUGCUCGAAAACCGUUGUAUCUCGAGAGAAACGUUAACAUUCCGUUAGAAUCUUUUUCACGAGUAACUUUCCAAAAAGAAAAAGCAAAAUCUGAUCUGUCGGAGUCCAUAUUAUUUUUUCCGCAUUGACAUGCUAUUCAGGCUGUUCUUCUGAAUAUGUUGACGUUAUCCGUCCUCUGAAACGCUCCUUGCUGCGUAACCCGUGGUUGUGGCAACUCGAUACCAAAUUCGGAGAUUUAGGAUGUACCAAUGAUUUUACGUGCAGUACUCAUCGAAGAGACCGGAAGAAAACGGAGGAUAUUUUUAUGUGAAUAUUUUCGUUGGUCAUCGAUAUUAACGCGUGGAAAGAAAAAUAUUUUGUAAAUCAUCGCGAAAAGUCGUUGGCGAAAGACGGGAAGGUUGUAAAACCUUAUUGUGCAAACAAAAAAGGCAAAUCCUUGGCGCUUCGCAGAUUUUGUCGUGCGUCGUGUCUAGAAAGGAAAAUAAGUAAUCUUGAAGUUCCCCAGGAUUUAUUGGAAAAAAUAUAGGAAGGAAUAAUUUGAA
Molecule: messenger RNA, 7363 nt
Organism: Notodromas monacha
Lineage: Eukaryota; Metazoa; Arthropoda; Ostracoda; Podocopida; Cyprididae
Source: the annotation of a GenBank genome assembly